GCGUGCAUGCGUGCGUACACGCGCGUGUACGCACGUAUACACGCAGGCAGAAGCCUCUCUACGCUUCUCUCUCUCUCUCUCUCCUCUCUUCUCGUUUCCUCUCUUCUCUUCUCUUCCUCUGUCCCUCCACCGCGUGACCGCUGCGUUUUUCUACGCGCCGCCGUUGUCGGCCGUCCCGAGGUACGGGGAGCCAUCUAAGCCUAUCCUAGUUUUUGCCUAGGCCUGACCAAGUCGCAACGAGAGAGUCUGGCCUGCCGCUGUAUUUCAAGCCAUCUAAGGCAUCGGACUACCCUCCACCUUAUACGAUUAUAUCCGCCGCGCCGUGCUGCGCCGCGCGAAUCCAAAUGCGCAAGAAGUGAGGACGAGGAGACGGAAGGGCUUCGCUCCUUGGACAGUGAUAAUGACGUGAAAUACGCCUUUAUCUUCUAUCCUAGACGAUGUUUAAACGCUUGUCGAAGUCGAGGCGUCACAGCGCCGACGAUGUCGCCCUUUCCCUGUCGGGCCCGGCGGUUCCGCUGGACGAGCCGUCGGCGACUUCAAUGCCGCGGACAAACAGCCAGGAUCUGGAAACCGCCAACCUGCUCAAGAUCUCCCGCGCCAAGUAUACCCGGAGGAGCUGCGGCGACGCGGCCGCGAUGCAGACGCUGCUCGAGACGAAGCAGGACAACGAGCAGGAUGUCAUCGAGGCUGACUAUCAAACGGUCACGGCCGUGCCGGCCUUCAUCGUCGAGCACGAUCCGAGUAAACAACGAGUGUUGGGUCUAGGAAUUUGGGGUCGCAGGAUGGGCAAGAAGAUCGAUUCGUUUCGGCGGACCAGAUCCCGCGAGGCUAUCUGCUCCAUUACGGAAAGGCCCGACGGCGUCGAGCGCAAUGGCGUCAAUAAUAAUAAUAACAUCAACAACAACGAUACUAGUGCCAGCAAUAAUAAUAUCGACGUUCGCGAAUUAAGUAAGAUCCACUUGGACGAGAGGACGAGCAGGAAGUUACCGGCAGCCUGCCAGCGAUCCCCGUCUCCGUUCAAAUCAUUCUUCAUCCGGAUGGGUUCCACCGGCAUGCUCAACUCGACGAAAACCAACAGGAGAUCUCCGAAUAUCGAGGAGAGAACGACGCUGCCGGACAAGGAGAGCUUGUUCAGAAGCUGCAGCACCAGUCAGCUGAAUAACAGUCCGACUUACGUGAAGGGAGACGAUCCGUCGGAGGGUAUAGACCUGCAGAUAGCCGCGCGAAAGGACAAGACGGUGUCCUGCGACGACCUGGCGGGACGUCGAGGCAACGAUCAAGGGAUCUUCGAGGCUCGCGCGCGUGCCGAUCCUUGCGCCUCCGCGUACUCGUUGGGUAGCCCUGCGGUGAGCUUCAGUACCUGCGACCUCGAGAAAACGAAGAACGAAUCGUUGAUGAGGAAGAGCAGCAGCUGCGACCUGAAGGAAGCGAAGAAGUCCAACUUCCCGUACGCCUUCUUGCGAUCGAAAUUGUCCGUCUUGCCGGAAGAACGUCACGGAUCACUCGUCCCCAAGGACGAGAGGCUCUUCAAGACCGUGUCGGAGGAGCACUUCCCGACCCUGCAAAUCGAGGACUCUUACGUCAAUACCACGACCCUCGGACGGAAGAGAUCCAGAAUAAUCGGGAACGUCGACUGCGGCCUCGACGCCGCGAGGAAUCGGGAAAAUGUGCGACUGGGCCGGACGUCCCACACGGAGUUCCAGAAAAAUUCCAAUAGAUACGAAGCGGACAGAUACAGCCUGAACGCCAGCCGCCUCGAACGAAUCGAAGCCGGGCUUCAGCGGGAGGGCAUCGCUCGUUGCUACAGCCUGUUUGAUGGAAGUUUGCUGUCGCUUCGGGAGAACAACGAGUUCCGACAUAGCGAGGACACCACGCGCGACAAGGCGAACUUAGCUGCUGGUAGAAUCGAGACCGGGAUAACGGAGAAUUGCAACGUCGAGCUCGACAUGACUACCAUCAGGAGUAACCGACGGAAUUCGGUAUCGAGCUGCGAGCAAAGGCUGUCGUCUCACUAUGUGAGCUCGAACGAGUCUGGUUACGACAGCGACGGGCCACGAGGUGAAUCCGUGGCGGCCUUGGAGAACGAGGGGCUCAAGUGCAGUUCGGACACCAGCAGCGUAGUGGACUCGGAGGCGGACAAACCAAUAAGAAGUUCCACCCCGAGCGAGUGUCAGGAUCAGGAAAACGCCCGGAACGCCGGCAGGAUCGCGCGGAACUCCGACGCGGACGAGAACAGGCCAGACGCGAUUUCCCGGAUGAAUUUCGAGGGAAUAGAUGGUCUCAGGUGGCACUGGAGCGGUUCCGGACGGAUGCUGCCCAGUAUUCACGGGACGUCCUUCGAAGAGGAAGCCGUGUCACGGCUGGAGGACACUCCGCUUCCAAGCUGCGAGGAUAGGCUGAACCUCUUGUCGGAUACGACAAAGACGCUGGACGUCUCGCCCCACCGCAUGAGGUUGCAGCAGGAUAAAACGAGGUUCCUCAGCGAUAUUAUCCAGCCGCUGACCAGGGUACGGCGAUGUUGCCUGAUAGAAUUGCACAAGAGAGACCCCAAGGAAAGUCUGGGAAUUCGACUGGCGCAGCAGCGACUGGGAGAUCUCCGGUACAUCGUCGUGCAACUUGAAAGCGACGGCAUCGCUCAUAGGGACGGUAGAUUGCGAUUGGGUGAUGAGAUCGUCGAAGUCGAAGGCAAGGAGCUAAAAACGCUGGAGACCCUCGAGGAAGUUCAGGAGUUUCUGCGGUCCUUUACCGGUAACACGGUACGAUUAACGACGGCGUACGAGGAGACGAUGCCGCAAGUGUACGAGAAUCCACCGUCAGUCGCGCCCGGCGAGUACGAGUACUUGGAAAACGCGAAGAAUCUGUCCAGCAUGUCGUUGAUCGACACCGAGACGAAUCAUGUUUCCUCAACGGUCGAGAAGAAGAAGAAGAAGAAGACGACGACGACGACCGACGGCGACGCGGAGCCACUUCAGUCGAGGAAGAGGCCCGACUUCCUGCCGCUUUCGUGCCUAUCUGAGAAUCAAAAGGACACCCGCAGCAGCGUGGAGCCCGCCACGGAGUCGCAGCACUAUCUGUCGAGACACGUGGCCAGGUUCGAGAAGGGCUACGGCAAGCCCAGUUUGGGCUUCAGCGUUGUAGGUGGCAGAGAUAGUCCCCGGGGUGACAUGGGGAUCUUCGUGAGAAGAGUCUUCCCCGGCGGGCAGGCCGACAUUUCCAGAUCGUUGUUCCAAGGUGACGAGAUUUUGAGCCUAAACGGGCAAGUUUUGAAAGGCCGCACGCACCAAGAGGUCAUCGAGUUGUUUAAGACGGUGAGAGAGGGCACGGUCGAGUUAGAGAUUACGAGAAGACACAGAUAUCCGAAAAGUACUGUAAAAAGCGCGCCGUACUGAACAGUAUGGACGUGGAGGAAACUGCCCACCGGAAGUGCUCCUUAGAUUUAGGUCUAAUCCACUAUCGUUCGCAUGGGGAAAACGGCGUUUUAGAAUUCUAGUCUAUCGAAAGAAAUCUAUGACUUCUCUGACGUUCUUCUCUCACGUAAUUUAUUUCGUGCGGCAUAUCUCGCAACCGUCUGAUAGAUUAAUAGUUUUUAUUAUUAAGAUAGACUCUCUACGCAUGCACGCGCGCGUACCGUGGUAUUAUAAUUAUUGUUGAGUACCACGUCUUUAACAAUAAGAUUUUAUACGAAUAACGUUACGAUGUAUCCAUUAUAUGCAUUCUUUUUUAAUCAUAGAGGACAAUAAAGAGGAUGUUCCUCGCAGGUACCGAGCGGGGUACCGUAUCCAGAUUAUUAUUAAUUAAA
Vollenhovia emeryi is the source of this 3799-nucleotide messenger RNA. RefSeq lists its product as uncharacterized. The record is from RefSeq and is a predicted model, not a curated record. Lineage: Eukaryota; Metazoa; Arthropoda; Insecta; Hymenoptera; Formicidae. The transcript is spliced from 6 exons. The coding region runs from base 438 to 3389 and encodes 983 amino acids. Gene Ontology annotation, molecular function: protein binding.